This is a messenger RNA of Dracunculus medinensis (Guinea worm), 786 nucleotides long. The record is from the annotation of a GenBank genome assembly. Lineage: Eukaryota; Metazoa; Nematoda; Chromadorea; Rhabditida; Dracunculidae.
AUGCGACAAUCGGCGAUUUGUUUGCGAAAAUUUUAUCGCGGAAGCAACGAAACUCCAUCAAUUUCGUCGUUCGUCGCCGAUCGCCACAAAAAGCGCUCAUUUGUCGUCGAUUUUCGCGAAAAUAAGUUCAUGGAAGCUAUUCGCAAGCGAAACGUAACAUUCGACUCGUUGGAAAAGCUCAAAUUAUCGAUUUCGAACGCAGUUGAAGCUGUUCAAUUCGCUGCUUGUUGCCAUUUUCUCAAUGAUCAGGCUUCAUUCGAUUCUUUGAUGAACUGGAUAAACGAUAAUCGUGAUAGCGGAAAAUCAACGUCAUAUCGACCUGUUUACUUUGCUGCAGAUUUGGCUCUUAAAUUAGAUCAAGUAGAUAUCUUGGACAAAGUAGUAAAGCUUUUACCUAAUUAUGUGCAUAUUCUUCCAGUAACACUACGCAUGCGCUUACUUUCUCGUUUAUGUAGCUUGAAAGAAGCCAUAUUGGUAAUGAACGAUGUUCUCAACAAUGACAGUGCGAAUCAUGAUAUCAGCUCAAGAAUUGCUAAAAUUGCUGUAGACGAAUUGGAAUCGAUCCUUUUCUCGCAAGAAAUUUACUUUGAUUUAAUUCCUACAUUUAAACGCUAUCAGAAAGAAUUGAGAGAAAGCCAUCUAUGUUGUGAUGUAAAUUUCAAUGACUUAUUAUAUUCGCCUUUAUUAAUCCCUGUUACCGAACAGCAGUUCGUCUUUGAAUUGCCUGAUGUUAAAACUGUGGAGAAAAUUAUGAAAAUAGCGCCAUAUAUAUUAACAGGGUCUUGA